Molecule: messenger RNA, 759 nt
Organism: Pichia membranifaciens NRRL Y-2026
Lineage: Eukaryota; Fungi; Ascomycota; Pichiomycetes; Pichiales; Pichiaceae
Exons: 1
Coding region: 1-759 (252 amino acids)
Biological process (GO): L-tryptophan biosynthetic process
Molecular function (GO): phosphoribosylanthranilate isomerase activity
Source: RefSeq, a predicted model, not a curated record
AUGGUGCAAAAAAUUGUGAAGGUGUGUGGAAUCAAGUCGGAGGAGGCUGCCAACACAGCGAUCGUGAGCGGUGCCUCUCUACUAGGAACGAUAUUGGUGCCCAACCGUGCACGGACGGUGGAAGCAGACACGGCACGGCGAAUCAGCAAGCUGUGCUACGAGAAGCGUGUGGAGAAGAAGUCGAGGUUUGUUUCAUCCAAAGAUUUGCUCCAGCACGCAAGAACUUUGGAGGCGACGGGGCCACAGUGGUUCGAGGAGGUGUGUGAGACCAUAACGGAAAACGGGCCAUACCUUGUUGGCGUUUUCCGGAACCAGCCUCUGGAGGACGUGAUACGGAUCAGCGAUGAGCUCGGAGUGGAUGUGGUACAGCUUCAUGGGUCAGAGGAUGUCGAUGCGUUUGUGGCUGCGCUGGAGUUGCCUGUAAUCCCCCGUUUUGUGCUCAGCAAGCCCGGCAUAGAGAACGCUCUCUCGACACACAAGUUCCUGCUGCCACUCUUUGACUCCGAGCAGGGUGGAGAGGGAAAGUUGGUGGACUGGCGGGACGCCGCCAGGUUUGGGGGCGAUUUGAAUGGCCGGUACAUUCUCGCUGGGGGGCUCACGCCGGAGAACGUCGGGGCGGCUCUGGCUGUGGGAGGCUGCUACGGGGUCGACGUCAGUGGGGGCGUUGAAACGGAGGGCCACAAAGACAUGGCUAAGAUUGAGGCGUUUGUCGGAAACGCCAGAAAGGCGGAGGCUGUAAAGGCUGGGCAGGCUGUGUAG